AAAUUCAAAAGGCUACCCCUCCCUCUUUUUAAAUGUUAGAAGUUAGAACUUGGCAAGUGUAAUUUAUAGGAAAUUAAAUAUACCAAGUGGUUUAAGGGCUAUUUAUUGAAACAAUAAUAAUCAAGAAUUAGAGAAGAUUGAAGAGGGAGAGAAAGAAAAGAUAGGAGUUUGGAAUGAAGAGGAGAAGAGAGAUGGAGAAGGGAUCAGAGAUAAAGUCUGCCAUUGAAGAGCUCUCUAUGAUGGUCAAACAUAAACCUAGUGAUAAUCAUGAUGCUGCUGCUCACAUCCCCACAAAGCCUUUUCUUUAUGUCUGCAACUUGUUUGUUCAAGUUCUUGAUAAGAUUGGACCAACAAUGGCUGUUCUGAGAAAUGACAUAAAUCAGAAUAUUCAGAGAUUGGAAACGGUGCAUGAAUCCGAUCCUUUACCGAAUUCAAAUUUGGUUGAGAUAUUGAAGAAAGAGGCCAGUGAAGGCAAUGCAAGAAAAGCUAAAAGCUGUAGUAGAGCCUUUCUUUGGCUUACCAGAUCCAUGGAUUUUACUGUGGCAUUGUUACAAAACUUAGCAAGAGAUCCUGAGCAGAGCAUGGUAGAAGCAGUAGAAGAGUCUUACAACCUCACUUUGAAGCCAUGGCAUGGAUGGAUAUCAUCAGCUGCUUUGAAAGUAGCUCUAAAACUAGUGCCUGAUAACAAAACCUUCACCAAUCUCCUAAUGGGAAAAGAUGAUAACUAUGAGACCCUUAAAGAGCAAAUGCACACCUUUAUUUCAUUACUUUUGCCUUUUCUAGAGGAAAUCCACUCUAUCCUGAGGGUGUAUAACUUGGACAGGUUAAAGUCUACCUAAGAAGAUACCACAGAAAGAAAAGACGAACAUAUAUAUACAGAGUUUGGUUAUUUUGAAUAACAAUGAAUCCCCCCUUCCCUCUUUUCCUCUCUUCCUUCAUGUAAAAAAUAUAUAUAUGUGUAGAUAGCUCUUUAAGAAAAAUUUGGUAUAAAGCAACUACUAUUCACUCGUGUAAACUUCUAUGAUGUAUAUAAUAUAUAUCAUCUCCUAUGUUUAGUACAA
Messenger RNA from Quercus robur (English oak), 1061 nucleotides. RefSeq names its product glycolipid transfer protein 3. The transcript is spliced from 6 exons. Gene Ontology annotation, molecular function: ceramide 1-phosphate binding; ceramide 1-phosphate transfer activity. Gene Ontology annotation, cellular component: cytosol; membrane; cytoplasm. The record is from RefSeq and is a predicted model, not a curated record. The coding region runs from base 174 to 839 and encodes 221 amino acids. Gene Ontology annotation, biological process: intermembrane lipid transfer; ceramide transport. NCBI's taxonomy places the organism in Eukaryota, Viridiplantae, Streptophyta, Magnoliopsida, Fagales, Fagaceae.